AUGGCCUCCCAUUUUAUUGUUCUUGGAUUGCUCAUUGCAACAUUUUCAUGUGCCAUAGCAUCUGAUUCAAGCCCUCUUCAAGAUUUCUGCGUUGCUGAUCUAACUGGCCCCGUGCUGGUUAAUGGUUUCGCAUGUAAAGAUCCGAAGCUCGUAGUAGCGGAUGACUUCUACAUGAGUGGGCUCAACGUUCCCGGGAACACCACGAAUCCUAUAGGAUCAAAGGUGACUCCGGCCAAUGUGGCUCAGAUUCCAGGGCUCAACACACUUGGGAUUUCCAUGGCGCGCAUAGACUUCGCCCCAUGGGGAGUUAACCCUCCCCACACUCACCCUCGGGCAACUGAGAUAUUGACAGUGCUCGAGGGAACCUUAGAGGUGGGGUUCGUGACCUCCAACCCUGAUAACCGACUCAUCACAAAAGUACUUCAAAAAGGUGAUGUUUUUGUGUUUCCGAUAAAUCUUGUGCAUUACCAGAGGAACACCGGAAAUGUUAAUGCCGUAGCCAUUGUUGCCCUAAGCAGUCAAAAUCCGGGCGUUAUUACCAUUGCAAAUGCUGUUUUCGGGUCCAAGCCGGACAUUGCCAAUGAUCUUCUUGCAAAGUCCUUCCAAACAGAUACUAAUACCAUUGAUUUAAUACAAUCCAAGUUUUAG
Molecule: messenger RNA, 648 nt
Organism: Salvia splendens (bonfire salvia)
Lineage: Eukaryota; Viridiplantae; Streptophyta; Magnoliopsida; Lamiales; Lamiaceae
Product: putative germin-like protein 2-1
Exons: 2
Coding region: 1-648 (215 amino acids)
Molecular function (GO): manganese ion binding
Source: RefSeq, a predicted model, not a curated record